This is a messenger RNA of Lachancea sp. 'fantastica', 3636 nucleotides long. Lineage: Eukaryota; Fungi; Ascomycota; Saccharomycetes; Saccharomycetales; Saccharomycetaceae. The record is from the annotation of a GenBank genome assembly.
AUGAAGAUGCUCACGAAAUUCGAGUCAAAGUCCACCAGGGCAAAAGGGCUGGCAUUCCACCCAUCCAGACCUUGGGUUUUGGUGGCACUUUUCUCGUCAUCCAUUCAAUUGUGGGACUAUCGCAUGGGUACUCUAUUACACAAGUUUGAGGACCACGAAGGUCCUGUUAGAGGAAUUGACUUUCACCCCACACAACCUCUUUUCGUGUCUGCCGGUGACGACUACACCAUCAAGGUAUGGUCAUUAGAUACCAAGAAGUGCUUGUUCACCCUGAAUGGCCACUUGGACUACGUCAGAACCGUUUUCUUCCAUCGCGAGCUGCCAUGGAUAAUCUCUGCUUCAGACGAUAAUACCAUCCGUAUUUGGAACUGGCAAAACCGUAAGGAAAUUGCGUGUUUAGCAGGACACAGCCAUUUCGUAAUGUGCGCAGAUUUCCAUCCUAAAGAAGACUUAGUAGUUUCUGCAUCUUUAGAUGAAACCGUGAGAGUGUGGGAUAUUUCAGGACUACGUAAGAGACAUUCGGCACCGAGCUCGUUCUCUUUAGAAGAACAAAUGAUUUCUCAACAAAAUCUGCUGGAAGGCGGUUUUGGCGACUGCGUGGUUAAAUUUAUUCUCGAAGGUCACUCCAGAGGUGUUAACUGGGCCAGUUUUCACCCAACACUGCCCUUGAUCGUUUCAGGUGGCGAUGAUCGCCAGGUCAAACUCUGGAGAAUGAGUUCCACCAAGGCUUGGGAAGUUGACACUUGCAGAGGCCACACUAACAACGUCGACAGCGUAAUCUUCCAUCCCCACCAGAACCUCAUCAUUUCUGUUGGCGAAGACAAAACUAUUCGCGUCUGGGACUUAGACAAAAGAACUCCGGUAAAGCAAUUUAAAAGAGAACACGAUCGCUUCUGGUUGGUAAGAGCUCAUCCUCACAUCAACCUCUUCGGGGCUGCUCACGACUCAGGAAUCAUGGUUUUCAAACUUGACCGCGAGAGACCUUGUAGCGUCAUCAAUCAGAAUCAAUUGAUUUUUGUCAACAAAGAAAAGCAGGUGCAAACUUUUGACUAUCAAAAGAAAAUCUCAUCUCUGCCCUAUGCAUCUUUGAAGAAGAUUGGUCACACUUGGAAUGCGUUCAAAAGCAUAUCCUAUAGUCCAUCACAACACUCGGUCCUGGUCAACUGUUCAGACAACCAAAGCGAGAAGUUUGCUCUCUGCGUUUUACCCAAGCAGCCUACGGGUGCUGUGGAGCCAACUUCCGUUCUGGAAGAUACUGGAUCUUUCCCAACUUUUGUUGCCCGCAACAGAUUUGUCGUCUACAACAGUGCCAGUUCAUCUUUGGAAGUCCGCGGUUUGGAUAACAAGAUUACUAAAACAAUCAAGAUUGAAAAUGAUAGUCCCGUCAAAGAUCUUGUCUAUGCCGGUCCUGGAUCAGUUUUGGUAUUGAAGUCAAAAUCAGUUCUCUUCUUCGAUGUCCAGCAGACCAGGAAGGUAGCCGAGAUUACCCUCAAAAAUGUAAAGUAUGUGAGCUGGUCUCUCGACGGUCAAUACAUCGCCCUUAUGAGCAAGCAUACGAUAACGAUCGUGACGAAAAACCUUGAAGUUAUCACAUCGAUGCAUGAAACUAUCCGUAUCAAGAGUGCCGCUUGGGAUGAAAGCGGUGUUUUGAUUUAUUCUACGUUGAACCACAUCAAGUAUACUCUCUUGAAUGGGGACAACGGAAUAAUAAAAACUCUAGACAAUACCCUUUACAUCAACAAAGUUCAUGGAAAAUUUGUUUAUGCCUUGAAUCGUGAAGGUGAGGUGGAAAUUGUUACGAUCGAUUCUACUGAAUACCGCUUCAAGAAGGCUCUCGUCAAUAAAAACUUCCCAGAGGUUCUGCGCAUUAUUCAAAACUCCAACUUGGUUGGUCAGAAUAUCAUCUCUUACUUGCAAAAAGCUGGUUUUCCCGAUAUUGCUCUUCAGUUCGUACAGGAGCCACAAACAAGAUUCGAUCUUGCUCUUGAGUAUGGUGACUUGGCUAUUGCGCAAGAGGAAGCCCAGAAGCUUGAUAACAGCACUACCUGGGAGCAGCUCGGUCAAGCUGCCUUGGAUCAAGGUAAAAUUGAACUCGUAGAGCAGGUUUACCAAACUCAAAAAAGCUUCGACAAGCUUUCGUUUUUGUAUUUGAUAACGGGUGACUUGACCAAGCUAUCCAAGAUGGAAAGUAUUGCUGAGCACAGAGGAGACAUCUCCAGUGUUAUCCUUAAUACCAUCUACAACAAAUCUAAUGAAAAGAGAGGGCAGGUUUUCGCUGAAGCGGGCUCGCUACCGCUAGCUUACGCUAUUGCCAAGGCAAACAACCAGGAUGACAAAGCCGCUCAAAUUCUAGAGACUGCUGGUAUCAGCGAAGAGGAUGUGGCUCUGCCUGAGCAAUUAUCUUCAACAACUCACUACCAGUCUCCAUUGAUUUCAGAGCCUGUAAAGGAAUGGCCUUUGGAGAAAGCAGAACCUUCGUUUUUCGAAAAAGCUCUCGCUGGUGGUAUAGAAGACUUGGACCUGCAGGACGAAGCUGAGGACGAAGAAGUCCAAUCCAAUGGUAACGCAUUUGCAGCCGAGCAAAGUGCCUUCUCAGACGAAGAAGUUGUUGCACAAGAUGACGGAGGUUGGGACAUGGAUGAAGAAGAUUUGGGUCUCGAGGUAGAUGAACCAGAGACCGAAGCCAAGGAGCAGCAAGCAACAAUUGCUCCAAGCGACGACAAUGAGAUCACACAAUGGACAAAGAAUUCGAAACUGCCUUACGUUUUGAUCGCUGCCGGUGCAUUUGAAGCAGCAGCGCAGGCGUUGAACAAACAAGCAGGCUUGGUCAAUUUCGAGCCUCUAAGACCUCGCUUCCAUGAGAUUUACGGAAGUUGCAGAACCUACAUGUCUGCAACGCCCAAAGACCUUCCAAGCAUUACCGGUUUGAUUCGUUCUAACAGCGAGGUGAACGCGGCGGAAAAACUACUGCCGUUCAUUGCUGGAAUUGAGGUGGUUACCACCAAGAUGAACGAGGGAUUCAAACUUUUCAAGGCUAACAAACUGGAGCUAGCCAAGGAGGUUUUCCGCGACGUUAUUUACACCAUCACGCUGCUGGCUGUAGACAACAAAGAAGAUGAGACGCUUGCGUUCAAGACUUUGGAUAAGGCCCGCGAAUACAUUCUUGGUAUUUCGAUAGAGCUGGCAAGACGCUCGCUACCCGCUGAUGACGUCAAACGCAACCUAGAACUGGCAUCCUAUUUCACCACCGCCAAGCUGCUACCGCAGCAUAAGAGUACCGCUCUGCAGGUUGCUAUGUCCCAGUCCUUCAAGCACAAGAACUUUAUCCAGGCUUCCUACUUCGCAGGCGAAUUCCUCAACAUCGUGUCGACGGGUCCCCGUGCCGAACAAGCGCAGAAGGUGAAGGACAGAGCCGAUCUGAUGGCCAACGAUGCUAUCGAGGUUAAUUUCGAUCCUUACGCAGAGUUCAGUAUUUGCGCUUCCACUUUCACCCCGAUUUACAAAGAUACCCCAGCCGUGACUGAUCCCUUGACUGGCGCCAAGUACCACUCCUCUGAGAAGGGCAAGUUGGAUGUCAUAGCCUCCGUAUCAAAGAUCGGGACUCCUGCUUCCGGUCUCAGAAUUCUACUUUCAUAA